UGUUGACUUUUCCAAUCCUCUACCUAGAUAUCUCACCGGUAAAGCGAACUAUUUAUGCAUAUGUAGUGCAUAUCCUAUAAACACAAUGAGUUCGACGUAAUACUUUGACAAAUCGAUUGCAUUAUAUAGCUUCGUCUUCUCCCGAUAAGGACCAUGCAGGAUAAGACAUGUCGUGUUUAAACGUGAAACCUAUGUCCUCGCUGCAACUUGUCAAAUUUCUCGCCUGAUGUUGACUACUAGACCUCGUCAUAUCGCAGCUCUGCAGGGAGUGCGCCCACAUUUUGGAAGAAGACACGCCUUGCUCUCAACCGUAAACAAUGUCCGAUCCGGCUGAGGCUGGACCCGGAUCCAAAGUUUCGGACCCGCAACACGCCCAGAAACUUCUGCGUGUCCUGCGCUCCUUCUGGCAGGAGAAAUGUUUUCACGACGCCCUGCUGGUCGUCAACGGAGAAGAGCUUCCCGUCCAGAAAAACAUCCUCGCCGCUGCCAGCCCAUAUAUAAGGACCAAGCUGAACUACAAUCCCCCAAAGGAAGAUGGAUCAAUGUACAGAAUAGAGCUCCAGGGAGUCUCCAUGGCCAUCAUGAAACAGAUCCUGGACUACAUUUUCAGUGGUGAAAUUCUUCUGAGUGAAGAGACCAUCCAGGACAUGGUUCAAGCAUCUGACCUGCUUCUCCUGAUUGAUCUCAAGUCCCUCUGCUGUCAGUUCUUGGAGAGCUGCAUCAUAGCGGAAAAUUGCAUCGGCAUCCGCCUCUUCUCCCUGCACUACUCCCUUCACCAUGUCCACUACGCCGCCACCGAAUACUUGCACACACACUUUCGUGACGUGGCGCUUACCGAGGAGUUCCAGGAGCUGCCCAAAGACCAGCUCUGUGAGGUGCUGGCGAUGGAGAAGCUGAAUGUGGGGAAUGAGAAGCACGUGUUGGAGGCAGUGGUGCGUUGGUUUGGUCAUGACCCAGAGGAGCGCAGGGUGCACAUGAAAGAAGUGAUGUCUGCAGUGUGGCAGCAGGGCCUGGAUUUAAGCUACCUAAGAGAACAGGCCAUGGGAGAGCCACUGAUGAGGGAGGUGAUCAGAGAUUACUGCCAGCCAGCGUUAGGAGGCCCUCAGCCACAGGGGGAGGCUCUCUUUGCUGCUUUCAAACCCCGAGGUUACUCUGAGUGCAUUGUUAUUGCAGGGGGAGAAGACCGGAAAAGUAGAAAGCCAACUGCAGUGACACGUUGCAUGUGUCCGCUGUAUGACGCCAACAGACAGGCCUGGAUUGAACUUCAACCAAUGAGCACUGCCCGCCAAGGCCACGGGGUGGUGGCAGCUGAGGGCUAUCUGUUUGUAAUGGGUGGCGUGAAUGAACAGCUGACUGUCCUGGACAGUGGAGAAAGAUAUGACCCUGAGUCAAACACCUGGUGUCCCAUACCACCCAUGAUACAGGCUCGUCAGAACUUUGGUGUGGCGGAGCUGGACGGGAUGAUCUAUGUCCUGGGAGGAGAGAACCAAGAAAUGGAGCUAGUCUCUGUUGAGGUAUAUGACCCUCAUGUCAAGACCUGGAAACCGCAGACAAGCAUGACUAUGGUCCGCAAGAUUGGUUGCUAUGCCACCAUGAACAAAAAGAUCUAUGCAAUGGGUGGAGGUUCCUACGGGAAGUUGUACGACUCCGUGGAAUGCUUUGACCCCAAAACCCAGCAAUGGACUGGCCUAUGUCCACUGAAAGAGAGAAGGUUUGGUUCAGUGGCCUGUGGUGUUGGUCAGGAGCUGUACGUGUUUGGUGGUGUAAGAAGCCAAGAACAUGAUGAUCCUGAGCAACGACACAUGACCACCUGCAAGUCCGAGUUUUACCAUGAUGAGAUGAGGAGGUGGAUGUACCUGGAUGACCAGAGCCUGUGUAUUCAGACAAGCUCAUCCUUUGUCUAUGGAGCAGUGCCUAUCGGAGCAAGCAUCUAUGUAGUUGGAGACCUCGAUACUGGUGCGUCUUUCGAUUACAUCCGCGAGUUUAGACGCAGCACAGGGACAUGGCACCGCACCAGGCCAAUGUUGUCCACCGACCUCUGUAAGACAUCAUGCGGAGUUCUGAGAAUUGCUAACUGCCGACUAUUCCGCUUGCAGCUGCAACAGGGCAUGUUUAGAGUCAGGGUCCUUCUCUCUUAG
Lampris incognitus (smalleye Pacific opah) is the source of this 2138-nucleotide messenger RNA. It is a transcript of the gene gan, whose product is annotated as gigaxonin. Lineage: Eukaryota; Metazoa; Chordata; Actinopteri; Lampriformes; Lampridae. The record is from RefSeq and is a predicted model, not a curated record. The coding region runs from base 318 to 2138 and encodes 606 amino acids. Gene Ontology annotation, molecular function: protein binding. Gene Ontology annotation, biological process: cytoskeleton organization. The transcript has 13 exons.